GAUCUGGCCGGAUAUCUGAACGACAAGCUCCAGGCACCAAGAAGUGAGCAAACACUGAACCUGCACUUUCAUGAUCAUUCAUUCUGCCUGUUGAGUAAGAAGCUGAGUGACAUUAUCCAAUCUCUGGGGGCCAAGGCUAAUGAUGUCCCAAAGAUAUUUGUAGAUCACUAUAUUUCCCUAAUGUUGCAAGAGCUGGACAAACCUAAAGGUGAGUCCUUAUAUGAUUACAGGAACUGUAUCCAGGCAGUGCUCCUGGACAAACCCAAAACUGUGACAGCCAAUCUGAAGAAGUACUUGGAAAAGCCGAUGAAAUGUCUGAAGAGCAUGUGGUCAGUUGGGAAGACAGGACUCACUGACCUCACUGAGUGUUGCUUGAGAUAA
This is a messenger RNA of Pelobates cultripes (western spadefoot toad), 381 nucleotides long. NCBI's taxonomy places the organism in Eukaryota, Metazoa, Chordata, Amphibia, Anura, Pelobatidae. The record is from the annotation of a GenBank genome assembly.